Messenger RNA from Rotaria sp. Silwood2, 630 nucleotides. Lineage: Eukaryota; Metazoa; Rotifera; Eurotatoria; Philodinida; Philodinidae. The record is from the annotation of a GenBank genome assembly.
AUGCUUAACGAGUAUAAUGAUGCUGAUUAUGGUUAUUCGCAACUUUUAUGCUACGACCUUUGCAUGCAAGCUUACAUAUAUGAACAAUGUGGAUGCAUUAAUCCUUCUUUAUGGAAUAUUCGAUACACUGUAUUGCCAGGAACAAAAGACAUCAACUUAGGAACCCUUUGCAAUUACACUAAUCCUUGUUAUCGUCGAGUAGCUGAUACAUUCAUGACAUCAUCAUUAAUCAAAAAGAAAUGUGCGGAUUGUACAUCACAAUGUUCUCUAAUAUCCUUUCCUCUUGAUAUAUCUUCAUUUACAGCACCACUUGAAUGGCAGUUAGAUGGUAUUAAAGCAUUUGUAGAAAAUUCUUCAGUGCCAUUGCCAUUAGAUUGGUCUACAGCAUGGCGUAUGCAUAUUCAAAACAAUUAUGUUGCUGUUAGUAUCGUACGCGAAGCAGGUGUCGUCGAUAAUAAUAGACAACAAGCACAAAUGAAUUUAGGUGACAUUUUUUCGAAAGUCGGUGGUUUAACGGGUCUAUGGAUUGGUCUUAGUUUUCUUUCAAUGAUGGAGGUAAUUGAAAUGCUCUGGCGACUUAUUAAUUAUCAGUGUCAUCUAAUUCUAUCAGCAAUGCGCAACAAAAGAUAG